UUCAAGUUCUUGUCCAUAUUUGAAUUUUUUUAUUCAAUGUGAAGGAAAAUUAUUUUAAUUGCUCAUCUGUUUCUCACAUGUUAUGGUAAUUAAAUGAAUGACCCAGUUAUUAUAUAUUCAUACUAACCAUAUAAGGGUAUAAUACCAUUUAAUUGGGGGGGGGGGGGCUGACAAUUUUAAAAGUUAGAUUAUUCAUUUAUUCUCAUGCCGUUAAAGGGCAAAUUCUUCAUUUCCACGAUGAUCAGAGACAGAUUACCUAUUUUUUCUUACCUUCAAAAAGGAAAAUUACAUAACUCAAAAACUCUUUAUUUUGUGUGAAGGGGGGGGGGGGGGGUGUUAAAAUAGCACCAGACAGGGACAGAUUACAGUUGAGGACAAAUGAUUUAUUUUCAUAAUUUUUGAAGACACGUUAUACAUUUCUAAAAUCUGCUUUUCUUUUGCAAUAUAAAGUCAAGUUCCUUUCUCAUAUUUGGUUGUUGUUUCUUUUUCUUAUUUGUUUUUUUUUUUAAUUUAUUCAUUUAUUUUUUGUAAUUCAAAGUUAAAGGAAAAUCUAUUGUAUAAUUGCCUAUUACAUUACAAUAUUUCUUUUCAGACACUGAUUUACAAAUUAACGCCUCUUUACUUUAUUGAUCCUUGAUUUUAUGCUACUCAAAUAUAGAUUCCAAAUACCGGAAGUUGUCGUCUGAAGUAGAGUUAUCUUUUCUUGGCCUAAGAGUUCAAAACUGUGCAGCAAGCUGGGAUUUUAUGUGAAUAAAAACUAUUUACAUUGGGAAUAUUUGAGUCUGGAUAAGUUCUAGGACAUCAUUUGCAUUAGUGCAUACGAGGAUUUGUGUAACUUUUUUCAAGUAAGGUGUUUUAUGACUUUGUUUACAAAUCGUGUGCUACUUUCGAUUCUUCCCUUGUGUAUUUAUAUAUGUGUGAUAGAGAACAGAGCGGAUAAGAUGCCCCUGUGCUUCUUCCACUACUCGUUCAAUAUCCGCCAUUUUUGUUUAUACGCCUCGCUUCAUUUGAAACGCGUUAUCUGAUUGGAUCAAAUUAUGAUGCAAUAUGCAAAUACAAAGUUCACCAGAACAUGACCUCUUAUGGGGAAUAGAAAUCACAUGUACAUUACAAUAUUCAUGUUUUCAUUUUGCCCACAGAUUAGUGCCCUGACUUGGUAGAAGGUGAUGGCUAGUGUAUAUGCAUCGACAUCAGAGACAACGAACGCAAAUAGAGCGUGUCGAGUUGUUCUCGGUCCCUGUACGGAUGGUCUACGUGACUUACUGCGUCACCACGUCCCACCACACACAUUCCCUAAUGUCAUCAAACAAAACAAACUCAAUCUCCCACGUCUGACGGCUGUUCAGCGUGACCUAAUUUUACCUAAGCAUGGAGGUUAUUCCGGAAUAUAUGAUGAUAUGGACAUAUCAUUAUUGUAUAUCUUAUUGAGAAACAUAACCAACAUAUCUCCUCACUCCAAAGGCUGGGGCAACGAUCCCGACCCCCAUGACACCAGUCUCUCGGCCAACGUCGAGAGGAUUCGAUUGGUCCGGAAUCGUUGUGUUCACUCAUGUGAUCCAUCCAUGUCCAACAAAAACUUUAACUCCAUCUGGUCCACCAUUAGAUCGACAAUGGUGGAUCUUGAUGCCUUCCUCAUGAAUGGAAACAAAUAUGAAAAGGCGGUGGAUUUCCUACGUCACGAGUCGAUGGACCCGAAAAAUGACUUAUAUUACGAAAAAGAACUGAGGAAGCAGGUGGAGGAAGAUAAGACGACAAGGGAAAUGGUGGACAACCUUGAGAAUAAAUUGGAGAAACUAACAAAGUCACCCGUUCCCCAAAAUGUGAGAGAGCAAUACGAUAUUGACAUUGAGAAAUGGAGAGAGGAAGACAAGCUUUACUACAAAACUCACAGCUUUCCGUCAAUGAUGGAGAAAGUGAGGAAUCAACCUUGCGUGACGUUUGUUGGUGUGCCUGGCUCCGGGAAGUCUGCCACGGCUCACCACAUCGCCCUCAAGCUCCAGGAGGAAGGUUACGAGGUUGUACCAGUUGAUGAAAUCAGAGAGAUAAAGCAAUACUGUGACACAAAGAAUCCACAGGUUUUUGUUAUUGAUGAUGUGGUGGGUGUUUUUGGCCUCCAGAAAACUAAAUUAGAUGUGUUGACUGAUUAUGAACAGAAAGUAACACAGCCUUGCAUGAUUAAGUCUAGAACUUUGAUGACAUGUAGAGAGGAUGUGUUCAACGAGACACUACCUUACAAACCAUUCCUUACCAAAGAAGAGACUGUGAUUAAGUUACACAGUUCUGAUCAUGCAUUAGAUGAUAAUGACAAAAAACAAAUUCUCCAGAAGUAUGGUUUGAAUGUUAAUCUAAUAUCUCCUGCAUUGCUGACAUCAGCAUCUCACAUGUUUCCUCUUCUCUGUAAAUUGUUUUCAAAGGAAACAAAAUUCCAAGCUCUUGGUUCAAAGUUUUUCCUGAAUCCAGCCCAAUGUAUCAUUGAUGAACUUGAUAAUAUGCAGAGGCAUAACAAACUGAAUUAUGUAACACUUGUUUUGUGUAUGCUAAAUGAAAACAGUCUCUCCAAAGAUAAUUUUGAACAUAAAAAGUUUAUUGAUAAGAAAAAGAAUACUUUGGAAAACUGCAGAUUAGAGCUCAACACUGAUACUUUCAAGUUUAUGGAUGCUUUGUCAGCAAUGGAGGGGACCUACACAAAACAGUGUGAUGCACAGUACACAUUUAUACAUGACUCCAUGUUUGAAAUAUGUGCUUAUCAAUAUGGUAAACAGUUUCCUGACCAAAUGUUGCAGUAUAUGAGUAGUAGUUAUAUUGCUUAUAAUGUCAAAACACAAGCAAGUGAACCAGGAAUUGUUGACAAAGUGAAAGAGAAACAGAACGAUUCUCGACCUAUUGAGGGGCGUGAGUGUAGCAGUGAUAGUGACGAGAAAAUGAAACAUAGUGAUUCACAACCUAUUAAGGGGCGUGAGAGUAGUGAAGGUAAAGAGAAGGAGAGUGAUGAUAAAAACAAUGAGGGAGAGGAAUCGUCUGAUCUGUGUAUAAGGUUAUGUGAGGAUCAGUACCCACUGUUAGCAGAGAGAUUGUACAGAGACAUACAGAACAUGGAACUGUAUGAUGUUUUCAGAAAUCAGGUUUUAAAACAUCCCCAGGUGUGUCAGGCUUUUAUUGGUGUGUUAGAGAAAAAGUCAUACGCAGAAUUAAAAGCCUUAUUUCUGUCCAGUCAGGGAGAGGAAGAUAAGAUAGCGAGUAAACGAGAGCGUGUGGAGGAGGAGGGUGAGAGGAGUGAGUGGCAGAGACAGGAGGUGCUGAUAGGAAGGAAUAAACGAAAGGGAGAAACAAAUAGAAAAUACAAUGUGAGAGUGGUCAGAUGGGUGAUUUACUAUGGACACUAUCAGAUAAUAGAGUACAUAGUACAACAGACUGAACAACACAAUGAAGUAAGUGAAUUAUUUGGGACAACAGGAAAUUGUCCACAGGAAUCUAGAUCUGAGAUGGAGAGAUCUGGAAUAGAGACAUGUAAUAAUCAGGAGAACAAUAGGCCUGUAGAACAAUCUACAUCUGGGAUAUAUACAUGUAAUAAACAGGAAAGUGAAAUCAACAGGCUUGUAGAAGAGCAUAGAUUACUUGUAUUGAGUUGUUAUAGUGGUGAUAUACAGACAGUCAGAGUUCUGCUUCCUGUUUGUAGGAAAGCAAUCAAUGGGAUAGGUCAGGUCAGUGAAGAUAUUGAUUGUUGCCAUGAUACACCUCUUACUGCUGCAUGUGUGGGAGGACAUGUAAGUAUAAUGGAGGAGCUGGUGAAGGCGGGGGCUGAUGUCAAUCUACAGGAUAGACGGGGGAAUACACCACUUAUAGCUGCAUGUAAGGGAGGACAUGUGAGUAUAGUGGAGGAGCUGGUGAAGGCGGGGGCUGAUGUCAAUCUACAGAAUGAUUAUGGGAAUACACCACUUAUAGCUGCAUGUAAGGGAGGACAUGUGAGUGUAGUGGAGGAGCUGGUGAAGGCGGGGGCUGAUGUCAAUCUACAGAAUGAUUAUGGGAAUACACCACUUAUAGCUGCAUGUGACGAAGGACAUGUGAGUAUAGUGGAGGAGCUGAUGAAGGCGGGGGCUGAUGUCAAUCUACAGGAUGAUGACGGGAAUACUCCACUGAUAGCUGCAUGUAAGGGAGGACAUGUGAGUAUAGUGGAGGAGCUGAUGAAGGUGGGGGCUGAUGUCAAUCUACAGGAUAGACUUAGGAAUACACCACUGACAGCUGCAUGUAAGGGAGGACAUGUGAGUAUAGUGGAGGAGCUGAUGAAGGCGGGGGCUGAUGUCAAUCUACAGGAUAGACGGGGGAAUACACCACUGACAGCUGCAUGUAAGGGAGGACAUGUGAGUAUAGUGGAGGAGCUGAUGAAGGCGGGGGCUGAUGUCAAUCUACAGGAUAGACGGGGGAAUACACCACUUAUAGCUGCAUGUGACGAAGGACAUGUGAGUAUAGUGGAGGAGCUGGUGAAGGCGGGGGCUGAUGUCAAUCUACAGGAUAGACGGGGGAAUACACCACUUAUAGCUGCAUGUAAGGGAGGACAUGUGAGUAUAGUGGAGGAGCUGAUGAAGGUGGGGGCUGAUGUCAAUCUACAGGAUAGACUUAGGAAUACACCACUGACAGCUGCAUGUAAGGGAGGACAUGUGAGUAUAGUGGAGGAGCUGAUGAAGGCGGGGGCUGAUGUCAAUCUACAGGAUAGACGGGGGAAUACACCACUGACAGCUGCAUGUAAGGGAGGACAUGCGAGUAUAGCGGAGGAGCUGGUGAAGGCGGGGACUGAUGUCAAUCUACAGGAUGAUAUGGGGAAUACACCACUUAUAGCUGCAUGUGACGAAGGACAUGUGAGUAUAGUGGAGGAGCUGGUGAAGGCGGGGGCUGAUGUCAAUCUACAGGAUAGACGGGGGAAUACACCACUUAUAGCUGCAUGUAAGGGAGGACAUGUGAGUAUAGUGGAGGAGCUGAUGAAGGUGGGGGCUGAUGUCAAUCUACAGGAUAGACUUAGGAAUACACCACUGACAGCUGCAUGUAAGGGAGGACAUGUGAGUAUAGUGGAGGAGCUGAUGAAGGCGGGGGCUGAUGUCAAUCUACAGGAUAGACGGGGGAAUACACCACUGACAGCUGCAUGUAAGGGAGGACAUGUGAGUAUAGUGGAGGAGCUGAUGAAGGCGGGGGCUGAUGUCAAUCUACAGGAUGAUUAUGGGAAUACACCACUGACAGCUGCAUGUGAGGGAGGACAUGUGAGUAUAGUGGAGGAGCUGGUGAAGGCGGGGGCUGAUGUCAAUCUACAGAAUGAUUAUGGGAAUACACCACUGACAGCUGCAUGUGAGGGAGGACAUGUGAGUAUAGUGGAGGAGCUGGUGAAGGCGGGGGCUGAUGUCAAUCUACAGAAUGAUUAUGGGAAUACACCACUGAUAGCUGCAUGUAAGGGAGGACAUGUGAGUAUAGUGGAGGAGCUGAUGAAGGUGGGGGCUGAUGUCAAUCUACGGGGAAAAGGGGGGAAUACUCCACUGAUAGCUGCAUGUAAGGGAGGACAUGUGAGUAUAGUGGAGGAGCUGAUGAAGGUGGGGGCUGAUGUCAAUCUACAGGGAAAAGGGGGGAAUACUCCACUGAUAGCUGCAUGUAAGGGAGGACAUGUGAGUAUAGUGGAGGAGCUGAUGAAGGUGGGGGCUGAUGUCAAUCUACGGGGAAAAGGGGGGAAUACUCCACUGAUAGCUGCAUGUAAGGGAGGACAUGUGAGUAUAGUGGAGGAGCUGGUGAAGGCGGGGGCUGAUGUCAAUCUACAGGAUAGACUUGGGAAUACACCACUGAUAGCUGCAUGUGUGGGAGGACAUGUGAGUAUAGUAGAGGAGCUGAUGAAGGCGGGGGCUGAUGUCAAUCUACAGGAUGAUUAUGGGAAUACACCACUGAUAGCUGCAUGUAAGGGAGGACAUGUGAGUAUAGUGGAGGAGCUGAUGAAGGUGGGGGCUGAUGUCAAUCUACGGGGAAAAGGGGGGAAUACUCCACUGAAAGCUGCAUGUGAGAGAGGACAUGAGAGUAUAGUGGAGGAGCUGGUGAAGGCGGGGGCUGAUGUCAAUCUACAGGAGGAUUACAGGAAUACACCACUGACAGCUGCAUGUGGGGAAGGACAUGUAAGUAUAGUGAAGGAACUGGUGAAGGCGGGGGCUGAUGUCAGUCUACAGGAUGAUUAUGGGAAUACACCACUGAUAGCUGCAUGUAAGGAAGGGCAUGUGAGUAUAGUGGAUGAGCUGGUGAAGGCGGGGGCUGAUGUCAAUCUACAGAAUAUUAUGGGGGAUACACCACUGAUAGCUGCAUGUAAGGAAGGACAUGUGAGUGUAGUGGAGGAGCUGGUGAAGGCGGGGGCUGAUGUCAGUCUACAGGAUGAUUAUGGGAAUACACCACUGAUAGCUGCAUGUAAGGAAGGACAUGCGAGUAUAGCGGAGGAGCUGGUGAAGGCGGGGACUGAUGUCAAUCUACAGGAUGAUAUGGGGAAUACACCACUGACAGCUGCAUGUGAGGAAGGACAUGUGAGUAUAGUGAAGGAGCUGGUGAAGGCGGGGGCUGAUGUCAAUCUACAGGAUAGACUUGGGAAUACACCACUGAUAGCUGCAGUAAGAAAGUGUCCGUUAUCAACAGUGAAAUAUCUAGUAGAACAUGGAGCUGACUGGGUUACUCAGGUUGUUAAUAUCUAUGUGUCAGCAGUAUAUAAAGCAUUAAUACUGAACAAACCAGAUAUAAUGAAAUAUCUCAUACAGGAACAAAAUAAAAUCACUCCAGGUACAUUUAAUGGAAAUGUACACCUAUUUAACUGUCUGGUGGACAUCAGACAUGCUGGAGUUAAAACAGACAGUAGGGAUGAUGUGGUGGUGACAGACAGAAUAGUGUGGUGUAUGUAUAGACAGGGAGAUUUGUGGAGGACAAUCAGUAGAGGAGACUGUGAUGUACUUAGACAUCUGUUGUGUGUGGGUCUGGAUGUCAAUCAGUCAAUACAGUUAUAUGAUAUGUUCAAUGAUUACAAGCCUGGUGUGACACCUCUAUUGUAUACACUGAUUGAUGAGAAUGGUAUUAAUGUUAGUCAAAUAAUGGAGAAGGUGAGGAUCCUACUGGGGGCUGGGGUGGACGUCAAUAUCAGGGUGAGGUAUAGAGAGUAUGACACUGUGUUAGACAGGGAGGGUGUGUCUGUUCUAGAGAGGACGAGGCGACUGGUGUGUAAGUACAGUAAUAAUAGAAGUAUGUUUAAGUACAGUGACAGAGUGCCAGAGUACAAGAGAGUGAUGUGUGAGAUAAAGAAACAUGUCAGAAGACACUCUGUAUAGUCCCUGAUAGAACUAUAGAGAGAUGUUGUUACUGAGUACAAGAGAGUGAUGUGUGAGAUAAAGAAACAUGUCAGAAGACACUCUGUAUAGUCCCUGAUAUAAUUGUAGAGAUAUGCUGUUACUGAGUACAAGAGAGUGAUGUGUGAGAUAAAGAAACAUGUCAGAAGACACUCUGUAUAGUCCCUGAUAGAAUUGUAGAAAGAUGUUGUUACUGAGUACAAGAGAGUGAUGUGUGAGAUAAAGAAACAUGUCAGAAGACACUCUGUAUAGUCCCUGAUAGAAUUAUAGAGAGGUGUGGUUACUGCGUACAAGAGAGUGAUGUGUGAGAUAAAGAAACAUGUCAGAAGACACUCUGUAUAGUCCCUGAUAUAAUUGUAGAGAUAUGCUGUUACUGAGUACAAGAGAGUGAUGUGUGAGAUAAAGAAACAUGUCAGAAGACACUCUGUAUAGUCCCUGAUAGAAUUGUAGAGAGAUGUUGUUACUGAGUACAAGAGAGUGAUGUGUGAGAUAAAGAAACAUGUCAGAAGACACUCUGUAUAGUCCCUGAUAUAAUUGUAGAGAUAUGCUGUUACUGAGUACAAGAGAGUGAUGUGUGAGAUAAAGAAACAUGUCAGAAGACACUCUGUAUAGUCCCUGAUAUAAUUGUAGAAAGAUGUUGUUACUGAGUACAAGAGAUAAAAGAAACAUGUCAGAAGACACUCUGUUUUGUCCCUGAUAGAAAUUAAGGGAAACGUGUUACUUUGUCAGUAGAUGUGGUGAGUCUAAAAUCCAAUAGGUUACCAGUAUCUGUGUACAUAAUACAGUUUACUAGAUUGUACGCCCGCGCAUCUCUCUCGUUAAGUUUCCAUUUGUUUGUGUACAGUAAUAUAGUGUUUCAUAUGCAUAUAUCCUGUAAAUAUUGGAACCUUUCUGAAAAUACCGGUAUGUUGAAUAAAAUCUGUGAUUAAUAUUAAAUGUUCACUGCGACAGUU
Molecule: messenger RNA, 8296 nt
Organism: Ostrea edulis (European flat oyster)
Lineage: Eukaryota; Metazoa; Mollusca; Bivalvia; Ostreida; Ostreidae
Product: serine/threonine-protein phosphatase 6 regulatory ankyrin repeat subunit B-like
Exons: 4
Coding region: 1167-7325 (2052 amino acids)
Molecular function (GO): protein binding
Source: RefSeq, a predicted model, not a curated record